Molecule: messenger RNA, 7138 nt
Organism: Clarias gariepinus (North African catfish)
Lineage: Eukaryota; Metazoa; Chordata; Actinopteri; Siluriformes; Clariidae
Gene: dnaaf9
Product: dynein axonemal assembly factor 9
Exons: 37
Coding region: 97-3546 (1149 amino acids)
Source: RefSeq, a predicted model, not a curated record
UUGACUAUGGAGAUGUGCGCGCGCUGAAAGACAUAUAUGAAUAAAUAAUAACGAUUUCUGUAUCAGUCCUGAAUUUCUAACAUAACUAUCGCGAACAUGUCCGACCUAAAUAAGACGAAUGGAAAGUCUUUUUCGGUCGAUUCAUCCGUGAGCUGUUCACGCUUGCUGCAAAUUCAGGCUCUCCUCAAGGCUGAUGGUGAAAUAGGUCCAGAUGGCAUCCUCUGCUCACUGGGUAUCGACAGCCGUUAUAACGAGGGCUGUAGUGAGUUGGCCAGCUACCUUUUCUUUGGUCUCUAUCAACACAACCAGAAGCAGUUCUGUGAGGAUUUUCCUGAGGAGGUGCUGGAUGAUGUUAUUGUUCUCAUAAAGUCAGAAAGUGUGCAGCUCUAUUGUAACCCUGUGAAUUAUAGCUACUUGCUUCCUUACAUUUCCCACUGGAGGAAUCUGCAUCUGCACUGCAUGACUGAGGCGGAGUAUGAGGAUGAGGAAGCAGCAGAAGAAUAUAAAAUCUCCAGUUUUGUGUCUAUGGUUGAAGACUGCAGUUGCAUUGGAAUACCCUACAGCUCUAAAAGUCAUGUGCAGAAGUUUGAUAUGUUUAUGUUAGAGAAGUGGCCAAUAAUUCAAGCAUUUGCUCUGGAAGGAAUAGGAGCUGGUGGAUUUUUCACCAUGAAAUACAAGCUGAGUGAUGUGAGUGAGAGUCUUUGGGAGAUUUAUGCAAGACUAGACUCAGUAUCUUUAGACCAUCUUAUCAGUGAGGAUUUGCAUUUGUUUGAAAAGCAGUGGAGCUUCUUGUUUUCUAGUGUGAACACAGAGAGUCCACUGUCCAUACAGGAGAUGUCAGAGGCUCAGACUGCAGAGCUGUUUAGAACGUAUUACUCCCAUGGUCUUAUUUCAAGCAAUAUUACAGAUAAAAGUAAAAGUAGACAACCAUAUGUGCUAUUUGGGAGUCACUCCUCCAGAGAUGACCUGGAAAACUAUUGCUUCACCUUUCCCUCUGAGGUCCACCAGGUUCGCAACACUGGACCUUGUGGGGGUGCUGCGAAACACAUGCUACUUCAGUGUGUGGCUCCUAAAGGCCCACUCACCUGUGCAAGAACAUAUUUCUUGGGCAGUACUCACAUCCCAUACCUGGGGAAUGAUAAUAUCACAGUGCAGAAAUCAUCGGAAGUCAUGCUGCUUACACAGAUCUACAAAGCAGCUGUUCAGUCGGUGCUGGCAGGAAUAAAAUGCUUCUCCAUCAACUUCAGCACUAGCAAGGCAAAGGAUGUAGCAGAACAAACAUUUCAUCUGGCUUUGGAAACCUUUGGGAUGCUUCAGUACAGGAGUGCUCUCAGGUCUAAAACUAUAUUCAGCAUCGAAGCUGUAAACAAUUCCGGCAGAGUUAUACCCCUCAGUGAUGAGCACAGUCGCUUUCUGGUCAAAACUGCCUCCAUGGUAGUGUAUGAUAUUCCAGAUCUCCAGCGUGAAGGAGAGGACCUGGGAUCUGUGGUUUUCUCUGAGUCUUUUCUAGAGUCUAGCAUCUACGUUCACCGAAGGGAUGGAGCACUUGCAUCAAACAGCUUCUUCACACUGCUUACCUCUUCAGUCCCCCGCUAUAUCUCCUGGAUGGUGAAUGACUCUGAUCUAAGAUUGGCUGAGCAAGCUCUGCAUUUGUUAAAGGAGGAGAAUGGGACAUGUCUAGGGGUUCCACUAACAACAAAACACUCAGCACAGGUGUUCUCUAACAGUUUACUGUCUACACCUGAUGAAGGAAAGCUGGUGUUUUUCUCAGAGGGUUUAUUGAUUGACCAUCCACAUUAUGGCGUUAUCACUCUGUCCAAGAAUCAUAUCAGAAAUGUCAAAGUUUACGAUGGGGACUCAUUCUCUGCUGUUACCAUGCUGUUUAUUGAGUACGAGACCUCUCUGCUUCCCCACCUUCCUUUUCCUCUACACAGCGCUGACUGCUGUCUGGCAAUCGCGUUGAUGCCCAAAACCAAGGGUCAAAAAGACUUUUACUCACAGGUCCUGAAAAUUUGGAAAAAACCUGAAUCUAAGCUGCAUGUGCAGCAUGCUGCUGCAGAUCAGCUGGGGCUGGACCAGAUGAGCAUGUACGUAAGAUUGCUAAAGCUCCAUGAGGCACAUGGUUCAUCUGCAUUAAAUACCAGAGCAACACUGAAUACUGCUUAUCCAGACCUGCCUGAUUUGGACAGGUUUUUGAAGCACUUUGCUAUCAGUAGUAGCAUCUGUGAGGAGUCUGUGUACAGCGAACACCUAGCAGCAUUGUUCCCAAACACACAACCCAAAACAGCUUCUCCUUUUGAGUCAGAGCAAAAGGUGGUCCUUUCAAUUAUUACAGGCUUACCAGGCAGCUAUAAAGAAAGUUUGUGUGAUUUUUUGAUGAAUGUAAAUCAGGAAUAUGGCAGCUGGGAGGUGUACCACCAUGACCUGGACACGAAAGAUCUGUGUGUGCCACAUUUUCAGCGGUUCCUCGGUAGCCUUGUGGCCAAAACAAAUGAAACUCAUCUAAAUCCCCCAAGAGUGCUACUACUGACACCAGGCUACACAGAUGUGUUGGAUAUGGUUCAAGCUGUAAUAUGUCAUCCAGACACAAAAGUUCAGAACAGAGUGUGUGUGGGAGCUGUUACAGCCUGUGUCAACCCUCUGACAUCCUUCAUGGAACACAGGCUUCUCUUCCCCAAACUUCUGGAGCAGUGCAGUCAGGGUGUAGUGAAUAAUGUGGUGUUCACGGGUUUAACUGCUGAGCAGAAGCACCCUCUGAUGAAACACACACAGCAGCUCAUCCGUUCAGCGAAUCCCAGUGCAGCAUUUAUCCUAGCCGAGAGAGGAGCUGUGACCAGAACUGAAGAUGUGCGGCUGAUUCUGAGCGACCGCAGUUUUGAUCAGCCUCAGAUGAUCAGAGCAAGAUACCUGCUCUACCCUGGCUGGUGGGAGGGCAGGUUUGUGUCUGGUUGUGGAUCCGUAUCAGUGUCUCAACACUGUAUACGGUUCAACUGUCCUUUAGAAAGAUCCUUGUUUCUGCAUUGCUGCAAAGGAUUAAAGUCAUCCCUAAGAGGCAGCCCUUACACAGGAAACAUUUAUCACAUCAGUGGGAAGGUGCUCUUCUCUGACAGUGACAGGAUGUGGGAGGUGAUCUGUAAUUCUGUCAGUGGGAGUGUGAGUGUAGCCCUUGAUCAGGUCUCAACCCGUCGUCUGCAGAGCACACAAACUUGUUAUCUGCUGAUCCAUGGGGUAGGACUCUCCCAGAACGGCCUGAAGGACUGGCUUAGACAGUGUGCUAAACAGAAAGCACCAAAGAAGGCAAAAAAGACCAGGAGUACACUUACUCAACAGGAAAUCAUAAAUAUCCAUAUGAAGAGGCACCUGGAACCAUUACCUUCUGGUUACUUCUAUAAUGGCCAUCAGUUUGUCAGUUUCUUUGGGGAGAAGCAGAACUUCCAUCCUUUAAUGGACCAGUUUGUCGAGGAAUAUCUGCAGGAGGCCAAUAAGGAGAUUGAGCACUUUAACAAUGAGGUGGAUCUGUGUGCACCCAGAGAUCUCUUUGAUUGAAGACCUUCUUUUGUCAUCUUUACACCAGAUGGGGUUUCACUGCAGGAUCAAUGUCUCCAAUUAGCUGCCCACACCAUAAUAGGGGAUAGCUAAGACACUAAGAGAGGGAGGGGUUGGCCACUUCAUAAGUCCAUACCAUAAAUUCCAUAAAAACCACUGCAGCGUAAAUGAUGAGAGAUUUUCACCUAGCCCACUACCACUCUCAACUAUUUCCUAAAAGAUGUCUAUGUCUGUAAAUAGCAUAUAACAGAAAGAAACCGAAGGCAUGUGGCAUAUAUAUGAGUUUAUAUAUAUAUAUAUAUAUAUAUAUAUAUAUAUAUAUAUAUAUAUAUAUAUAUAUAUUUAAAUAGUAGUAAAAACUUUAUACUACAUUGAAUAUUGUCGCAGUACACGAUUUGAAUUACAUACACUUUUGUCAGCAAAUUUGUCUGCUAGCUGUCUGCUCUAUGUGUUGCCUAAAAACCACAGCCAUUGCUCUGUAAAUGGGAAACAAGCAAAGUGGUGCAGACUGCAUCACUAGACUCUGUUUCGGCCAACAGGGGGUGUUCUUUCUUGUGCACGAUACAUAGAAGAGAGAAGGGAAGCUUGUAUUUGUUUGGCUGUUUAGUUCAAAUAUUAAGAGUCUUUCUUUAGUAUCACUGAGGUACUCUUUUAAACAAAGACUCUUUACUUUAAUGUAUUAUUCUGUUUACACAUUUAAUGAAGUGGUUUAGUAAAUCUAGUAAACUUCAUUAUAAUGUAUACAAUGUUAAUAUACUAGUAUGAGGUUUUUGUAGCCAUCGCUUUACCUAGAGAGAUAACCAUGGUUAGUCAUUGUGCCACUCUUAAUUCCCGUAUGAUUUAAACCAAAAAUAAAGUGCUAGGAUCAUAGCUAAGUGUUAAUAGAGUUUGUCAGCAGGGGCAAGCUUGCACUAAUAGGAGAAACCUCAGAAGCCCACAUUCAGGGGAGGGCAGAUGGGGAGACAGAUGUGAUGUUCCAUCAGUCUGUAGACUCCAGCUGUGGAGCUGUGGUGAUCAUCUCUCAUCUAUGGCAGAGCUCAGACAACCAGUGGCAUCAGACUGACGUGGCCAAAGUAGCAAAUUCCCCUGGGGGGGUUGGGGUGAGAGGGUUAGGAUUUGUGGUAUGGGAAUGAUGGUUAGGGAAGGAGCAGUUUUCUGACCAUGGAUGGGAAUCUUGAGUUUUCAGUUGAGUGGAAGGUUAGGUUGUAGAAUUCAUCCGUGAUGUGUAGCAUCAAGGUAAAGCCUUUUCGCAAUAUAAAAUGAAAGCUUUCCUGUGAAGCCUGUUUAACAUUUAAUGUCUGUUGGAUGUUGAGGAGAGUCGUAUAUUAACUUCCUUUGACUAAGUUGUAGUCAAUAUGUGUUUAUUAGAGCCUUUAUUGGUGAAUCUAAUGUGUCAUGUUGUUUGCAGGCAGAUUUAGCUCUUCACCUAGGGUCUCGAUCCUCUAUGCAUGUUUUCUCAAACUUAAUCCGCACAGCAGGGCAGAAGCAGUGUCAUGCUCAAUACAGGCAUUCUGAUAUUUGACCUUGCAUCUAUAAGAUGAGUAUUAAAGAAGCCGAAAGUAUAGCGGUCUAAAGUGAAUAUUAUAGGAAGGAAACGUUGCUAUGAAAGGGGUGGAAAUGCACUUCCAAAGAAAUUUCGACACUGCUGCUCCUCUCUGUGCUGCAAGAAUAAAAGGUAUAGUAGUGGAAUUCUAUAUCCGUGUUAGCACUCAGUGUGCUUUAGCAUAUCUCUCACCGUGUCCAGUAUAAGAGUAUAUAACAGUUUCUGUGGUCAUUGAUAUGCUCGAGAGGUGUGUUACUGUUGCUGUUGCUAUGGAGAUUUACAAUAUGGCAAACUUGCCACUAUCACCAUGGAGACUUACCACUUAGUACCUUUUUAGCACACUCACACAAACACACAGUUUGCUUCAAGAUAGCACAAUUGUUUUAGAGACAUAAAGUCUGUAAAUACAGGUUAGUUUGACGAUGUGUGUUCACUGUGCAGUAAAAGUUGAAGUCAGACAAGCUCACGCCAGGUUGACUGACAGCCUUUUUACUGAGCAGUUGCUCUAUGAGUUUGACAAUUUCUGUCGCACAUCAUACACACAGCGCAGCUGUUCUGGUGCUGUGGGGCUCCAAAACACUUCUGUAAUCUGUAGUUCAGAGUAGCAGUCAUUUUUAGCACAUACUAUUCGCAUGUGUUAAUAAGUCUUACUGAGGUAUAUUUAUAUAUACAUAUAACACAAAUGCCUUUCACCAAACUGGUACUAUAAACAGAAAAAAAUCUAUUUUGCAUACCUUAAAAAAAUGAAAUUAUGUAGAGAGGGAAAUUGUAUUUUUAUAAGGCUGUGAAUUUCAAAUGCAGAUAAAAAAAAUGAUUAAAUUAGGAGUAUAUUUUGCUCCUGAAACUUAUUUCAGAGGGUUCGUAUUAGGCUGACUAAAGUGCCUUGGUCAAGAAGAACCGGCACAUUGCCGAGAACCAGUAUUGGUGAAAGGAUAAGCAGAGUGUUUGUCUUUUUUGUCAAGGGUCUGAUGCUGGCUGGCAGGAGGGCACUGGAGGGCAGCAAAGCAAAACUUUGAACAAUGACACACAAGUGUCAGGGCAAAGUCUUAGAUGGGAUUACGUACAUUGGGUGUUCUUUUAAAAACAUCUUAUUUAACAUUUGGAUGAAUAAAUGCAAAUCUUGUAAUGGGGUCAGUCUUUAGUUUGUCUUAGGAGACAGACUCCAGUGAGGCCCUCCAGGUUGCCCCCAUAACUGCCUGCCAGGUCUUGUCUGACCACUGUACUCGUGAAGCUGAGGUUAGAGGACUAAAACAGAGUUUUGGUGUCAAAGAAAGAAUUUGCCUUUUUUAUGUGAAAAAUUGCUUGGAUUUUAGAGAAAAAAAUCAUAAUUAUUUUAGCUGCGGCCUACAAUGAAACAAUACUAUUAUUCAGCAAUAUCUUAAACUUGCUAUAGGGGCUGAGGCCUUGUUCUGACCAAUGCAUCUGUUACCCACUCUUUGUAAUCUGUUCAUUCCUAAAAUUAGCAGAGGCCAUCAGAGACUGUCUUAUGUUCUCAGGUAUUUGAGUAUUGGCUGUACCAAACUUUUAAGAAUUUUUCAUUACUAGUGACAGAAGCUUAUUAUACUACUCAGGUAGUAAGAUGAGCUUAUUAGGAAAACAGAAACUUAAGGGCUAAUUUACAUUGCUGCUCAAGAUGUUUGGUGAGGAACAAGCCUAAAGUAAAGAAUUGCAGGCAUAAAAUAGGAAUGGUCAGUAUGUUAUUGCCUGCGCGAAGAUGAACGCGUUCCCUUUUCAUCUAAACUGUAGACAACAUAAGAUAUUUCUAAACCUUUUUUGUUGUAGAGAGAAGAUAAAAGAAAAGAAGUAAUGAAUUCCUAAAACUUUACCUCAGAAUACCCAACAUUUGGAGUUCAUACUGAUAUUUGUCGUGGAAAUGGUUGCACCUAAAAUGUGCCAAAAGGUUAAAGUCUAAAGUGUGAGAAAGUUCAAAUAUUUGUUGUAUUUGCACAAAACUACUGAAACUCCUGUUUUCUCCGGUGACUUAUGCUUUUUAUAAUCUAUGUGUUGUAUUUAUGAGAUAUUAAAAAAAAUAAUCCAUUAAACUAUUUA